GUGGCGUCUGUUGAAUUUAGUACCCCUGUGUCUGUGAGAAAGACUAGAAGAACUAAAUCAAUUCAUAAGCCAGAGGUAAUUCAGGAAUCUCAGUUUGAAGAGCUGGAGCACACAGAAACAAAGUCAGAUGUCAGUGAUACCUUAGAGAUGCAAGCUAGAAAUGACAACACAACUGUUCCUUCAGCACAAUCACUUGCUGAACCACAGGCUGAUGGGGAUGUGUCGGAAGCAGAAUCAAACUGCUCUGCUGUGUCUGGUCUUCAGACACCUUUGUUUGUAAGAGUAACAAGAAGACGACAAAUUGUAGUUCCUUAUCAACUGGAUUCUCCUGACAAAAAAAGACAGAACAAGACAUCUUUUCUAAAUAAGUUAAGCAAGAUUCUGGAUGAAGAUGAUGUCUCUGAAGCCGAGUCUUGUUCCUCUGCUAUUUCUGGUGUCCAGAUGCCUAAUCUUACCAGAAUGACAAGAAGCAGGCAAAGCAAGAAGAAAUGGCAGCCAGAUACAGUUCACAAAGGCCAGAGUGAAGAUAUUUCUGAUGCAGAGUCAAGCUGCUUAAGUUCUCAUAUGGAACCUUCCAUCACUACCAGAAGAAUUACUAGGAGCAUGCAAAUGAAAUCACAAGCAGAAAAUACUAAGCAGACUGAGAAAGGAAACAGAAUUGUUUCAGAAAAUGAGAGUUUAAUAGAGGACACUGUGAAAUCUGAGCCAGUAACAAUUUCUGUUUCUAGACCUGCUGCAGAACUUCUCUCUGACACAGAGGAUGCUUCCUCUGUGACCCAGGAUAAUAAAGAACCCAAUUCACCUAGAAGCAAGUGUUCUUCAGAAUCUGCCAACACCAGCCAGAAUGAAGAGGUGGAAGAAGAGGUUAUGAAUGAUGUGACACCCAGCAGUCUUAGAAAAAUGAAACAAAGUGACAUUGAAUCGCCUGGGAAAAAAGAAAAAAAAAAUACAUGGUCUGUUGGGGUAGAUGAUUCGAAGGAAGCAUGUGGCCAAAUAGAAAAAGAACACAGUAAAAUACUUGUGAGUGAGAGGAACUUAAAGCGUGUGGGUCUUUAUUUGACUGAUUGCAUGAGUCCCAAACAAUAUUUAGAAUCCCAAGGGCAAAUAACACCAAAUGAAAGUAAAAAAAAUCCAGAACACAAAAGAGCAGAUUCUGAGGCAGAUGCACAGCAGUCUUGUGCCCAUGCUGAUAAAUUAAAGGCUGAGCAAGCUGCUGCAGUGAGCAGCCCACAACAGGACAUAGUUGUUGCACAAAGAACUUGUAGCGUUGACAGAAGCAGGAUACUUGAAAUCAGCAUGGACUGUGGUGAAGACCAAGCAGGAGAAUGUGCUGAAUCUGUAUCCCACAGCAGUGGGAGAUCAAGCACUGAAAAUGAUUCUGCUGCAUUGUUUCCUAGCAAAGAUGAACAUGAUGAACCUGAAAAUAGCAAUAUGGUGAACACAGAUAGAGUUGAAGAGAAUCUGUGUUACCGAGAGACAGAUGGGAGGACUCCUUCCCUCAAGAAAUCUUUAAAAAACCAUUCAUUGCAUGCUGAAGGGCUUUUUGUAAUUGAUACUGAGCCUGGCAUGAGUUCCAGCCGAAAGUAUUAUCUGGAUCAGGUAGACCAAGAUAGUGAUGAUGAAAGUAAGCAUGAAGGAAGCGAAAAAGGUAAAGAAUCUUCAGAUUUGGAAGAGACUGGAGAGGAAUUGAUAGAUGAAGAUGAGAAAGAUGAAGAUGACUUGUUGAAAAAUAAGAUUGAUGUUUUACAUCUUUCCAGCAGCAUAGACCCUGGUUUGAAUAUCAAGAAGCUUGGAGGUUUAUAUAUUAGUUUUGAUGCAAAAAAACAGAAGCCUAGUUCAAGUGUAAUUAAACAACUGAAGGAGAAAAAGAAGGACCCGCUCUUGCAGAAGAGUGUAAUAACUCCAGAUUUUGAAAAAAAGGAAUGUGUCCCACCCUUCAGGGAAUCACUUCACCAGCUAAAGAAACAGCGCAGGGCAGAGCGAGAGAAAACAACGGGUGAUGGUUGGUUUGGUAUGAAAGCCCCAGAAAUCACAAGUGAACUGAAAAAUGAUCUUAAAGUUUUGAAGAUGAGAGCUUCAUUGGACCCUAAGCAUUUUUAUAAGAAGAAUGAUAGAGAUGGUCUGCCCAAGUACUUCCAGGUUGGAACUGUGGUUGAUUCUCCCAUAGACUUUUACCAUAGUCGAAUCCCUAAGAAACAAAGGAAGAGAACAAUUGUUGAAGAGCUGCUUGCAGAUUCUGAGUUCAGAAGAUAUAAUAAAAAGAAGUAUCAGGAGAUCAUGAGUGAAAAAGCAGCUUUUGCAGCAGGGAAGAGGAAUCGGAAGAAGAAGAAAUUUCACAAUUAA
Messenger RNA from Merops nubicus (carmine bee-eater), 2343 nucleotides. RefSeq names its product deoxynucleotidyltransferase, terminal, interacting protein 2 (gene DNTTIP2). Gene Ontology annotation, biological process: RNA processing. Gene Ontology annotation, molecular function: RNA binding. The transcript is spliced from 6 exons. The annotation marks the transcript as partial. The record is from RefSeq and is a predicted model, not a curated record. NCBI's taxonomy places the organism in Eukaryota, Metazoa, Chordata, Aves, Coraciiformes, Meropidae. Gene Ontology annotation, cellular component: nucleolus.